This is a messenger RNA of Aspergillus nidulans FGSC A4, 1116 nucleotides long. Its product is annotated as MDR family NADP-dependent oxidoreductase. Gene Ontology annotation, molecular function: oxidoreductase activity, acting on the CH-CH group of donors, NAD or NADP as acceptor. The transcript has 6 exons. Lineage: Eukaryota; Fungi; Ascomycota; Eurotiomycetes; Eurotiales; Aspergillaceae. The record is from RefSeq and is a predicted model, not a curated record. Bases 1 to 1116 code for a protein of 371 amino acids.
AUGCCGUCUAGCAAGCAAUGGAUCCUCGCUAACAAGCCCACCGACCUCCCGACUCUGUCGGGCCCUACUCCUACCUUCAAGCUCACCAGUGCCGAUGUUCCUAAGCCCAGCUCGUCGCAAGCCCUCGUGAAGACUCUUAUGCUUUCCAAUGACCCUGCCCAGCGAACCUGGAUCGUCCCCAAUGCAGACCCAGAGCGCCUCUACUUACCUCCCGUCCAGGAGGGCUCACCCAUGUCCGCCUUUGCACUGGCCGAGGUCGUCGAGUCCGGAUCCCCCAAUGAGCUUCCAGUCGGUAGCCUUGUCCUCUGUCCUACGAAUUGGACUGAAUAUUCUGUCCACGAGAUCAAGACGCUGCAAAAGAUUCAGCCAAUUGAGGGACUGGAUUUGGGCCACUUCCUCGGUGCGCUGGGGAUGACGGCUGUCACUGCAUACUAUGGGAUCAAGGAGGUGGCUGGCACGACCAAGGAUGAUACAGUUGUUGUCUCAGGGGCCGCGGGUGCCACUGGAAGCAUGGUUGUCCAGAUCGCGAAGAAGAUCAUUGGCUGCAAGCGGGUCAUCGGUAUUGCCGGUACAGACGACAAGUGCCGCUGGGUUGAGACGCUGGGUGCGGACGUCUGCAUCAACUACAAGAAGGACUCGUUUGAGCAGGAUCUCAUCAAGGAGACCGAGGGCUUCGUCGAGGUUUACUUCGACAAUGUUGGUGGCAACAUCCUAGAUCUGAUGCUGACCCGUAUGAAGCGCCACGGCCGCAUUGCUGCUUGUGCUGACGACAAGCAGGAAGUGAUCUCAAUGCGCCUGCAUAUCCGCGGCUUCAUCGUGCUCGACUACUAUCACAAAUUCUCUGACGUUAUUGCUGAGCUGACCCAGGCCUGGAAAGAAGGCAAGAUCGUGGUUGACGAGUCGAUGCAGACGGUUGUCGAGGCCAAGUUUGAGGACAUCCCGAAUGUGUGGAUGAAACUCUUUGAAGGCGGUAACACGGGCAAACUUUGCACGAAGAUUGUCUCACGCAGACACCGUGUGAGACGGGGAAAAGAGAAAAGGCAAGUGCUUAUUAUCAUUGCUGCAACUGGUUGUCUAAACCUCUGGUCUCCGAUAAAUGUCAAGUCCAUGGCUUAA